Messenger RNA from Penaeus chinensis, 5584 nucleotides. Its product is annotated as DNA polymerase eta-like. The transcript is spliced from 12 exons. Bases 1055 to 3802 code for a protein of 915 amino acids. Gene Ontology annotation, biological process: error-prone translesion synthesis; response to radiation. Gene Ontology annotation, cellular component: replication fork; nucleus; site of double-strand break. The record is from RefSeq and is a predicted model, not a curated record. Gene Ontology annotation, molecular function: damaged DNA binding; DNA-directed DNA polymerase activity. Lineage: Eukaryota; Metazoa; Arthropoda; Malacostraca; Decapoda; Penaeidae.
AGUUUCAUCUUGAAGGCUUGUGAGAGUGUUUACUUUUGUUCACUGAAACGAUAAUUAGUGUAAACAACGUCACGUGUAACAGUGUGUGUGGUGUUGUAAGGACACGCAGAAUUGUGCAGUAGUAAGAUUAACGCAUACAGGUGCUGUCAUAACACAGUGAAAUUACCAUAACAAGCAAGAAAAUUAACGAAACUGGGACCUCAGAACUUGGGCCAGAAUUAACCUAAUCUUGGUCAUAAUGAAGAAAUAGAAAAACUUUUAACAUGAAGAAGAAGAGAGGAACCAAGAAAAUCAAGAAAGAGGUGGUUGAAAAGGAGGAGGACAACAAAGUGAUCAAAGAGCAGAAAGAAGUAUUAUCCACCGUAUCUGCCAGUGAAGGCUUGCACAAUACGACAAACUUGAGCACCAUCUUGUCCAGCUCCCUUUCAUCAGAAUCGAGUGAGGAAAACUUCCCUCUCGACCCAAUGAACGUUAGGGACAUCAGUGCCAGUAUAUCAGCAUCUGAAUUUAUCUCAUCAAGGAGGAAGGGAGAACUCUGGGAUGAGAUUUGCUCAGAGGUUGCAAGUAAUGAAAGUAGCUGAUGGUGUUGUAACUUUUUCUUCUUUUUCUUUUUCCUUUUGUGAUGUAAAUAAUUGAUAGUACAGUGAUUAAGUGCAUUUAAUGAUUUUGAUCUUUUGAGUAAGUGUUUGUCAUGGAGUGCUUCUGGACUGAUACCAAAGAAAAAGACUGAAUGAUUGUCGUAAGGAAUUCCAAGAUGAUCAGUUUUAUGUCAUGAGCUCCAUCAUAAGAGCUAGAACGGUACCUUCUUUUGGAGGACUCUUGAUUUGACAUUGAGAGAACAUUUCCCUGAGUGGAUGCCCUUCCAAACCUUGGACCAUAGCCAGGCCUUGAACCUCUGUGCUUUGAGACCCAGCUAUACUUUGUUACCAUUGCACUACAACUGCCCCUAUAGCACAUCAUCAGUUUUGAGAUACUGAAGCUUUGGUGGCUGAUAACAGUGCUAAAGAUAUUUAUAUAAUUAAAGUUAUUUCUCUCAGGACCAAACUAAUGCAAGAUGACAGACAGAGUGGUGGUACUCUUAGACAUGGACUGCUUCUAUGUGCAGGUGGAGGAACGGGACAACCCUCAGAUAAAAGGGGUCCCGGCCGCCGUGGUUCAGUACAACUCUUGGAAGGGUGGUGGAAUUAUUGCUGUCAACUAUGAAGCCCGAGCCUUUGGUGUCAAGAGAGGAAUGCGGGGAGACGAAGCUCGUGGGAAGUGCCCUGACAUCCAUCUGGUUCAGGUGCCUGUAAAUCGUGGCAAGGCUAACCUCACCAAGUAUCGAGAUGCUGGUAAAGAGGUUAUAAAGGUUCUGUGUGAGUUCAGUGACUGUGUUGAGAGAGCCAGCAUAGAUGAAGCCUAUAUUGAAUUAACACAAACAGUAGGAGAGAGGAUCCAGAAGAAUAAGGGUACCCGCAUUACCGGUGAUAUGCUGAAGUCAAGCUGGGUUGUUGGAUAUGAUAAGACUGAGGAUGGGGACCAGCAAGAAGUCAGAGAGAAGGGUGUUCUUGAAUGGUUAAACAAUGUUUUUGAAAAUGAAGAGGAUGCAGCUUUGCCUCUUGAUUCCAACCAUCCCCACUGGGAUAAUGUAAGAUUAGCUUAUGCAGCACUUAUUUGCGAGGAGAUGCGAGCAGCUGUUUUGGCACAAACAGGGUUCAAAUGUUCAGCAGGGAUUACUCACAAUAAGAUGCUUAGCAAAUUGGCAUGUGGUCUUCACAAGCCAAACCAGCAGACUGUCCUACCACAGGAUGAAGUUAGCCAACUUUGGGACGGUUUGCCUGUUGGAAAAGUACGUCACCUAGGAGGAAAGCUUGGCGACUCACUCACUGAGGAGAUGGGCUGCAACACAAUGGGUGACCUGGGAAAGUUGUCUCUCCAGCAACUAAUCGGCAGAUAUGAUAAUAAAACAGCGCAUUGGUUGUUCAACCUUGGCAAAGGAGUGGACGCAGAACAAGUCACUUCCCGCCAGUUGCCUAAAAGUAUUGGCUGUGGCAAAAAUUUCCAAGGAAGGGAGGCACUAAAUACACAAGAGAAGGUGCAGAAGUGGAUGCGCAGUCUUUCUGAUGAAUUGUCAGAGAGGUUAAUGAUGGAUCAGACAGCAAAUAAAAGAAGAGCAAAGACAAUUACAGUUAGUGUGAGAUUAGAUGGAGAUGAACGAUGGACUUCCCUCUCGAGAUCGUGUAAUCUGCCGUCGUACAGUGCAGAGCGCAUAACCCAAGUAGCCAUCUCACUCAUUCAGCACACCAAUGAAGCGCCACCAAAGGAUUCAGUGUGGUCACCAGCCAUCAAGAAUAUAAGUCUCUCGGCAGGAAAGUUUGAGGACUGGGCUGGAGCUGGUUCAGGCAAUAUCCAAGAAAUGUUCAAGAGAGCUGCAAAAGCAAGUAUAACUUCCACAGUGCCAUCAUCACUAGUGACAGACUGGUCAAUGGAUGAAAGUUUAAUUAGUAUAGAGAAUAAAAGAACACAGUGUUCUUCCCAUGACUUCUCUAUGGAAAGUAAUUUAGUUCAUGAGGCUAGUCCACUAGUGAAGGAAAAUACCUUGGCUAAAACAAAAGUAAUUCCAAAAGAUAACCUUGAACACAAUCCCAAAAAGCCACAGGAUGUAGGUGCAGGUUCAAGUAAUUCAUUUUUCAGGAACUUUCUCUUGCGAAAACAGAUGAAGUCGUCAGAUGUGAGUGAGGAAAAAGAGACUUUGGCAAAUUCAGUCCCUGGUGCAGACAAUAUUCAGGUAGAUGAAUCUGCUGAAGAAGGUGAAAAUGCAGAUCUUGACCUUUUAGUAAGUCAAUUAGAAGAAAAUGAAAAGGGUGAGGAAGCAGAUAAUGGCCAGGAUAAUAAUAGUGAAAUUGAUAGUAAUAGUGAUGAUGACUCUAUAUAUCAAGCUUCGACUGAUAUUGAUUCAAGUUUUGCAACUCAGAAUAAUGCUAGUCAAGAUCUCUUUAUGGAUUAUGAUAUCAGUAAUGAGGAAAAAGGAAAUGUGCAGGUACAAGUUGAAAUUGAUGAAGCAAACAUUGAUCCUUUAGAUAACUAUGAAGCAGAAAGGACUCUGGAUGGACUUCAAGGAGAAGCACAGAUUGGUCAUAAUCACAAUUUAGAAACAAACAGCGGGUCAAAAGUGUCGGUUCAUGAACUCUUCCCAGAUCUAGAUAAUUUUGAUGAAUCCUUGUUGCCCAUGUUGCCAAGUGACUUGAGAACUGAAGUAGAAAAAGCUCUUGCAGCUCAUAAGGUAAGAACAGAAGUCAAACCAAAAAAGACAGGCUUAUGGAAAUAUGUCACAAGCAGCCCAUCCAAAAGCACAUCAUCUCCUAACAAGCAAGCUACAAGUACAUCUGUCACACCACAGAAUAACAGGAGUGUUAUUGAAGAAGGAUCUCCACAAUCAAGUACUUGUAUGGCAUAUGUGAAUGGAGGUAUCCAAAAGGCCUCAAAAGUUCUUAUGAACUGUCAUGAAAGUCCUAAAACUGUAGUACAGGAAAGGACAAAGUCUGUUGGAAGUGUUCAGAAUAGUGAUGACACAAUGGAGUGUGAAGAGUGUGGUGCGCAAAUAUCUGCAUUUGACAUGCCAGAACACCUUGAUUUUCAUGUAGCUCUGAAACUUCAAACGGAUAUGAGGCAGGAAAUGAGACAAGAUUCUGAGGGCUCAACACCAAGGACCAAUAGAGACCUCAGCAGGAAUUUAAGAGGAAAAAAGAGAGGGAAACCAAGUAAAGGGGAGGUUUUAAGUAAAUCAAGCAAAAUUCAAAAAUUGGAUUCAUUUUUUAGAUAGAAAGUUAUCAGAGUAUGUUACCAAGGUUUAUCAUGCUAGUUUUUUAUCAAAGGUUUGCCCGUAGGGAAUGUUCUGAAUAUUUUCAAUUUCAGUGUUCAUUUCCAUAUCUUGGUCAUUAUAUUUUAUCAUGGGAGUUUUUGAUGCAAAGCAUUUGUACCAGAUAGACAUAUAAUUACUCACUUGUAAAGAAAAUCUUUUAUUAAGUAUUUUAUCUCCAGAAUGAUUCAGAGAGAGAAGUCAUAGCUAACAUGGCAGUUUUCAUUUAUAUUUUGCAAAGACCUUUUAAUGAACAUACUUGUUGAUAGGUCGAAGGCCCCAGGAGAGCUAAACUAAUACCAGUUACACAAAUGGGUUUUAUCCCCAGGUGCAUAUAAAGCAACUAUUGUAGUAACUCUGGCAUACCAAUUAUAUUUUGCCAGCUGAAGAGUUAUACUGUAGUAAAGCAAAAACAAUAUUGCACAUUAAAACUGUUGCUUGAUGCACAAAUAUUUAUUUAUACAAAUAUAUUUUUUAAUGUUAACUAUUUAUUUCCUGUGAUAUGGCCUUAUAAAAAGGAUAAACUGAAAUAAAUUAUUAACCAAAUGUAAGAUUUGAAAUUAAACAUAAAUAAUAUAUAACUGCCUAGGACAAAUUAAUUAAUGUGCAAUCAUCAGAAGUUUACUCACAUAAUGUAACCAAAAAUAAGAUGUAUGAAAGCAAACAAAUAUUUUUGUUCUUCAUUACGUGUAUGAAAGCAAACAAUUACUUUAUUCUUUAAUACUGAUUUUUUCAUUUUCCUUGAAUCCCCUCAGGUAUGUCUAAUUUUCAGGUUAUAUACAGAUCAGCCUUUUGCUCCCUCUAGAUAUUUUUUUCAGGUUAUUGGAUAGACAGUAUUACAGUGACUCAUCAGCAGCAUCCAUUGACCACAGAUGGAUAAAAAAUAAAUCAAAUUGAAUUUAAUAGUACAUUUAGUGUAGCUGCAAUUCUUCAUUAUUGGAAAAUGAUAAUAUAGAUCAAAUAAGUUGGAAUCCUUACAUUGCAAAAUUUGGUGGGUCAUAAGCUAGCUUUAUCCAGUUGACUUUUAUUUACAGUGUACAGGGAAAUGCAUGCAAAGUGUAUUACUCAAUUCACUCACGUUCAUUAAUUCCUUCAUACCAAUAUGAACCAAGUAUUAGCUCCUUAUAGUAAGACUACAAUUCUAAUGUUUGCUCUGAUGCUUUUUACAAGGUUAAAUAGAUGUUUGACACAGGCAGUAAGACUAAUAGUUUAGUAUUACCAUAUAUCUACACAAUUAUAUGAUCUGGAAAUGAGAAUAGUUAGAUACAAAUGAUCUUACUAUUAUUAGAAGUUUGUACACUUAUAUGCAUACUACAUAUACAUUUGUGUAUAGACAUGCUAACAUAUUUACAUUGAUUACCUAUAUAAAUAUAUAUACAGAUAUUUUUUAACACAAGAAACAAAUUGUACUAGUAAAAGUAGAAGCUAAAGUCAAAGGGUAACUCGCUACAACUUCUAUCAUGGUUAUCCAACAGAACAUCAUAUAACAGCUUACUGAGUUAAUGUCAUCAGCCUUCUGAAGUAAAGGAGUUUUGUUGGAAAUUCUGUAAAUAUUUAGUCCUCCUGUUUCAAUUAACUGUUGUCUAGCUUCAAGAAAAGUAAUAGAAAAUAUUUGUAUAUGGUUACAGUAGUGUAUGUAACAUUUAUCAUUGCGUUCAUGAAAUGUUUUGCUAUAUAAAUAGAACAAGAAGAUUUCUUACAAUAAAAAUGUUCAGCAUUCAGCUUUACUUAACAUUAUACAUUAAU